Daphnia pulicaria is the source of this 7033-nucleotide messenger RNA. It is a transcript of the gene CLIP-190, whose product is annotated as CAP-Gly domain-containing linker protein 1-like. The transcript has 15 exons. The coding region runs from base 513 to 6689 and encodes 2058 amino acids. The record is from RefSeq and is a predicted model, not a curated record. Gene Ontology annotation, cellular component: microtubule plus-end; nucleus; cytoplasm. Gene Ontology annotation, biological process: cytoplasmic microtubule organization. Gene Ontology annotation, molecular function: microtubule plus-end binding. NCBI's taxonomy places the organism in Eukaryota, Metazoa, Arthropoda, Branchiopoda, Diplostraca, Daphniidae.
GUUCUAUUAGUGACACGCAACGGCAUCCUAUACGCAGGGGAAAUGUUAAUUAGAUUUUUCCGAUUUGUUAUCAGCCGCAUUUCAUUGUCUCCUGUGGAAUUGUCCGGUUUGAUUUGGAUUUUUUGGUGGUGUCACGUAUUAUUUAUCUUUGGCAACCUUCGUCGCGCUUCGAGACCUGUCAACCGUGGAUAUUACUACCCCGUUCGUAAACAUUAAAUUCCUGUCUGCUACACACUAGCUAGCCAAAAGAGGCCAGAGGGCAAUUGUAGCCGCGCCAACAUUUCCUGUUCUCUGAGCCUUUUUUUUUUCGAGCUGUGGUCGUUUGUAUUACCGACAUUUUUGUAAGGAAAUCCAUGCAGUAUAGUUUAUCGGUUCUCCAUGAAAGAGCUACUUAAUUCUUUUACUUAUAUGGCCGUCUAAUCUACAGUUACAAGAGUGGCACCACGUAUUUAUAUUCAUUUGCUUAAAGGCAACCUUUAGCACGAUAGUAAAAAGUGGGUGGUAGGUGAGAAAUGAGUGCUUCGGCUCCAGUCAAACCGAGUGGGAUUAAGCCACCAACAAGUAGGUUGGCCAGGCCAUCUGUAACUUCCAAACCGGCAUCAAAUGGAUCCUCAGGAGAGAAUAUGUCUAAGAUAUCAAACGAAAGUGAUGGGCCCAAAAAGAAAUUAGAUAGAAAUGAUGGUCUUGAUGAUGGUGGUGACCUUGAUCGGGUAAGCGACUUGCCGUCCUUGCCGGGCAGUCGCAAAACGAGCAAGGACAUGAUGAGGAAACUCUCAGAUGGUUCUGGUAGUGCUCUAGACCCAGAAUAUGAGCUGGCACGUCGGUUGAGUGAAGCUGGUAUUCGUCGAAUGUCAGAUGCCAACUUGAUUUUGACGACUGACACAGACAGUUUCAUCAUCGGUCAACACAUUUACGUCAACGGCAUCAAACCGGGAAAGAUUCAAUUCAUUGGCGAGACAAAGUUCGCUCCUGGCGAGUGGGCAGGCAUCGUGCUGGAUGAUCUUUCGGGCAAGAAUGAUGGCUCUGUUGGCGGCGUUCGUUAUUUCCAGUGUCAGCCAAAGAAGGGCGUCUUCUCUCGCUUGGGAAGACUUACACGACAACCACUCGACGCCAUCCAGCUGGCCGCUCUUCAAUCUCAACAGUCACAGCCACCUGCGAGCGAAAAUGGAGAUGACUCUUCUUCCACCACCACCACCACAAAUACUAAUGGAGCCAACGGCACUGCUUCUACUUCACCGGUGGCGGCCACACCGAAUUCUGUUGUGAGUGUCCAAUCGAUUGGCGAUCUCCGGCUGGGCGAUCGAGUCAUUGUGACGAGCAGCCAGGGCUCCAAGGCCGGUGUACUGCGCUACCUGGGCACGGCCGAAUUUGCAGUUGGCCAAUGGGCAGGUGUGGAACUGGACGAUCCUACUGGCAAGAACGACGGCGCCGUGGCAGGCACUCGAUACUUUGAAUGCCAACAGCACUAUGGUCUAUUCGCUCCUAUUCACAAAGUUUCCCGCUCACCGGCCAAUCACAUGCGACGCACAUCCGGAGCCAUGAACGCUUCCAUGUCGUCUUCGCUGAGCCAACCGAGAGCCGGUGGAUCGUCACGAACGGGUACGAGGAGAGACUCUGAAUCGGCCAGUGUCACUUCUGUUGCAACAUCACGCGCCAGUACGGCCAUCAGCCGGGUAAGGUCAACUAUCAACAACCCUCGACUGGGCGUCAAUUCCCUAACAUCCACUUAUUCACCCACUCACCAAGCAAAAACCCAGAAAACAAGCCGCCCUUCGGUUACAGGAUCAGCGCAUAAUCACCAGGAUUUGCUGCGAGAGAGAGACCAACACAUUGAACAGCUGAUGAAAGAGCGAGAAAUGGAGCGCAGUGAAGUGACCCGUGCGGCCGCCCAGGCCGAUGAGGCCGAACACCAGCUAUCCUUGCUUCAGCGUCGCUACAACUUGGAGAAAGAAGAAUUCGCUAAAAAAAUGGAGGAACUGGAACGACUUUUGUUGGCAGCCGAAUCGGUCCGCUCGUCCCAAGGAGCCCAAAUUGACGAUUUGCAAUUCCGGUUGGAAGAGGAAACUAUUCUCCGUUCUGAAAUUGAGGCUCAGCAAAAGGGAAUGGACGAUAAAGAGAAAGAAUGGGCUCGCCAGGUUGAACAGCUCGAAAGUGAGGCCCAACGUUGUUUCGAAGCGGAAGAAUUGGCCGCACGCUACAAGGAUGAAUUGGAUGCGUUGCAAGCCAAAGGUCAACAGCAACCGCAGUCAGCCACCCCCGAAAACGAUCAGUCAGACGAUCGCAUCCGGCAACUCGAGGCUUCUGUGCGGGUCAAAGAAAACGAACUUUUGCAACUAAAGGAUUCCAUGCAAGAGCUGUCGAAAUCGCUAGAAUCUGAGCAGCUGAAAAAUCGCAACGCCGAAGAACGAUUCCAGGCACUGGAAACUGAGCUGCAAGUCACCAAAACUUCGCUGAAUGAGAUUACAAAUGUCGGCGAAACGGAGCUGGGAGAGUGGAAGAACAAACUGGAAAUCCUUGAACGUCAAAACGCCGAAAGUCGACAACAGCUUGAAAAGCUGAACGAAGAGAAAACUCGAUUCGAAACGCAAUUCAACGAAGCCCAAGCCUUACUAAACCGUUCCCAGGAUGCCGAGGUGACCGAGUCGCGUGACUUGAAAGCCAAGCUGGAAGAAAUGACACGUCGACAUGCCGAAAGUCAAGAACAGAUGUCGAAAUUGAACGAGGAAAAGGAACGGCUUCAGUUACACUUGGCAGACUCUUUAGCUUCAACAAAUCAAACGAAGCAUGACGGAGAUGCGGAACUGAAUAAAUUGAAGGUGAAGUUAGACGAGCUCGAGCGCCAGGAGGCCAAAAAUGAGGAGCAGCUUUUCAACCUGGACGAGGAAAAGGUGCGACUCGAAUUGCAAUUAGCGGAUACACAAGCGUCUGCCGCCCAGCUGGAAGAAGCUAAAAGAGUUGAAGCUGAAACGAAAAACCAGGAAAUAGAACAACUCAAGAAUUUAAUCGAAACUUUAGAACAUCAGAAAGAGGAUAAUAAAGUGCAAUUAGCAUAUGUGGAAGAGGAAAAAAUCCGACUCGAUGCAGAAUUGCAAAGGGUUCACGCGUUGUUGGAAGAAUCGAAAGAAGUUGCCAAAGCCGACGCCGACACGAAUAAGUUUGAAUUUGAAGAACUGAAGGCGCAAUACGACGCUUUGGAGGUCCAGCAAACGGAAAUUCAAAUUCAAUUGGCCAAUAUUCAAGAAGAGAAGAUGAAAUCUGAAGAAGAGAAAGUUAAUUUGGAUGCAGAGUUGCAGUCUGUCAGAGCUUUGUUGGUCGAAUCGACCGGGGCUGCGAAAUCUGAAGUAGAAGAAACAAGGAAUGAAUUUGUAGAAUUGAAAGUGAAAUACAGUGGACUGGAACGCCAACUUGCGGAAGUCAAUGUUCAGCUGGAAAAUGUACAAAAAGAGAAAACCAAUUCCGAAGAAGAGAAAACGAAACUCGUUGCUGAAUUGAAAGCUGCCCAAGAUUCACUGUCCGUCUCUAAAGAAGCCGCUAAAUCCGAAUCAGAAAAGAAAAAUUUUGAAUAUGAAGAGCUUAAAGACAAAUACGAUACUUUGGAGCUGCAACAAAUGGAAGUAAAAAUUCAGUUGGCUAAUCUUGAAGAAGAAAAGGUCAAGGCUGAUGAAGAUAAAUCUAGAUUAGAGGCAGAAUUGAAAACAACCCGUGUUUCAUUGGCCGAGUCUGUAGAGGCAGCUAAAACGGAAGCAGAAAAGAAAAAGUUGGAAUUUGAAGAAUUGAAGCGGGAAUUUGAAGUUUUGGGACUUCAACAGUCUGAAAUCAAAGUUCAGAUGACAAAACUUCAAGAAGAGAAAACCAAAUCCGAGUUGGCGUUGCAGAAGAAAAGCGAAGAAGAAGCGGAGAAGUGGAGAAAGAAAUGCAACGAUUUCGAACAACAGAAAGCGGCCAACGGCCAGCGACUCACUCAACUCGACGAAGAAAAAUCGCGACUCGAAUCUGAAUUGUUGCGACUCUCCAGCACUUCCAGCAAUGCUUCACAAGACCUCACUCGUCUUCACGGUGAACUGAUGGCUGCCCGACAAACCCUGGGUGAAUCUCAAUCACAAUCAUCUAAACUUGAACUAGAAAAAUCUGGGCUGGAGCAACUUAAUGCCACACUUCAUUCCGAUCUCACAACUCGCGAUGAGAAGAUUGUUGAACUUUCCUCCGUCAAAGCGGAUCUUGAACGCCAGAUACAAGAGAUCAGUCAAACGCUAAAGGAUGAUCAGAAAAAGUUUGAAAAAGAAAAAGAUGCAGCUAAAACGGAAGCAGAAAAGAAGAAAUUGGAAUUUGAAAAACUGAAAAGUCAAUCCGAAGUUUUGGAACUUCAACAUUCUGAAAUCAAAGUUCAGUUGUCAAAGUUACAAGAAGAGAAAACUAAAUCCGAGUUGGCAUUGCAGAUGAAAAGCGAAGACGAAGCUGAACAGUGGAGAAAGAAAUGCAACGAUUUCGAACAACAGAAAGCGGCCAACGACCAGCGACUCAGCCAACUCGACGAAGAAAAAUCGCGACUUGAAUCUGAAUUGUUACAACUCUCCAGCACAUCCAGUAAUGCUUCGCAAGACCUUACUCGUCUUCACGGUGAACUGAUGACUGCCCGACAGACGUUGAGUGAAUCCCAAUCACAAUCAUCUAAACUUGAACUAGAAAAAACUGGGCUGGAACAACUUAAUGCAACACUUCAUUCCGAUCUCACAACCCGCGAUGAGAAGAUUGUUGAAAUUUCCGCCGUCAAAGCGGAUCUUGAACGCCAAAUACAAGAGAUCAGUCAAUCACUGAAGGAUGCUCAGACACAGUUUGAAAAGGACAAGGCAGAAUGGAAUCGGUCGAGUGAGGAUCUUCGUGGAGAAGUGAAAAAUCAAGCUGAGAAAAUCGCUGGUCUCACUGCAUCCCAGGUGGAUUUACAAGCCCAACUUCAAAAUGUCAACGAAACUUUGGAUAAAAUGAAAAUUCAGUCGCAGAAAGAAAAGGACGAGUUGGAACAGUCCAAUGGAAUACUCAGUGCCGAUCUGGCCAACAAAGAGAAACAAAUCGCUGAUCUCCUUUCAACCACCGCAAUCACCACCGAUAAAUAUGAGAGCGAAUUACAGUUGACUAAGCAAAAGUGUGAUCAAAUGAAGGAGCAACUUCAAAACCUUGAAUCCCAUCAGCAAGAAUCGGAAGGUGGAAUGGCUCAACUAAAGAAAUCCUUCGCAGAAUUAGAACAAGAAAAAUCUAAUUGGCUUAUCGAGAAACUUCAACUAGAAGAAUCCCUUAAACAGCUGGAGAAUCAACUCUCCAGUCUGUCGAUCGAGAAAGAAGAAUCCAGUCACAAGAUCCGGGAGCGUGAUGAAAUGUUGGCGAAGCUGACGGAAGAAGUGACGCUCUUGAAAGACAAAUUUACAGCCCACAUUGCCGAGCUGGAACAGAAGCUUCAGGAGAACCAGGCGACAGCAGAGACAGAAAAAGAACUUCAAGCUGCGUUAGCUGAAGCUAGAGCCCGUGCGGAUGAAAUCCAAGUCGCUUUAGAAGAUAGCCAGAAGAACGAGAAGGAGCUGAUGGAAGUACGUGAGCAGUUGGCUUUAGCCAAUAAAUUGCAAGAAGAAUUCAGCCAGAAGAGUCAGAAGGAGCAGACGGAGUUGAAGCAGCAGAUAAAUGAAUUGUCGGCCGUGAAAGAGUCCAUGCGGGAUCGAGAACUGAAAUUGCAAGAAGAAUUAUCUUUGUUGAAACGUCAACUGGAGGAACAAAGCAGUCGCCUCCAAGGUCAGCUCGAUGUUACCAAGGAGGUGGCUGAGUCUACUCGCCAACUGUUGCAAGAUUUGGAAAUGGCACAAAACCGGAUCAAAGAAUUACAGUCCAUUCUGGAGGAAACUGAUCAAAGAUUAGCGGAAUUGCAGGAAGUUGAGCUUCGAGUUAAAAGUCUAGAGGAGAAACUUGAGUUGAAAACUAUUGAAUUGAAAGAAGAGAUGGAUGAUCGAGACAAAGCUGAAGAUAGAGUAUUAAGAUUGACGGAAAGCUUGGCUGGAAAAGAAAAAGAACUGGAAGCUUUACGACUGGAGACGACAAGCUUGAAAAAAUCUACAACAGAAGUUUCUCACUUGUUGACGGCCUUUUCUACAGUCGACCGUGAAAAGAAACAGUUGGAAGCCAAAGUGGUAGAGUUACAAGUAGCCGCUGCCGCCGCUUCUCGAGGUGCCGGAGCUGAUGCGGCAGACACUGACGUUCGAAUCAAGAAAUUCAAGGACGACUACCAUCAAAAAGAACAAGAAAUUAAGUUUCUCAAUUCCGUUAUUGUAGACAUGCAAAGAAAAGUUGAGGAUCUCAAUGUCAAACUGGAAAUCAGCCAGGCGACGUUGCUCGGCCAAAAUGCUCUUGCACCUGAAAAUCGGAAUGGAGUCAAGAUCGAAGCCAAACCCCCAAGACUAUUCUGCGACAUUUGCGAUUUGUUCGAUUUGCAUGACACUGAAGAUUGUCCCACACAAGCCUCCGAAGACUUUGAUAACUCACCGCCUUUUUCGAAUCAACGCUCGAUGCCUUCCUUUAACCAAGAUUCGCCCAGCUAUAAACAACAUUCACACCACGGAGGGUCGAGGGGUGCCAUGCGACCUUAUUGUGAUAUUUGUGAAGUAUUUGGCCAUGCAACUUCGGAAUGCACGGAAGAUGCAACCUUCUAAACGAGACGUGUUGUUUUGCUGAUGUCACUGCUGUUUUCGUCUUGUCUAGAUGCCAAGUUCUAUAAAUACUAAGUUUUUUCUCGAACGUUUACCGGUGCCUUCGUGAAACGACUUUCAUACAACUGAAGAUCUGAUAUGAGAAAAAAUACGAUGAUGGCUACUCAUAGAUUAAUGCAAAUCAUGUAUUUAAAAAAAAAGCUUCCAUGUGUUUGUUUGUUUGAUUAUUAGUCUCUAUUCUAAGCCUUCUCGCUUUUCUCGUACGGCAUCCUACAUAAAGAAAUUGUUUAUAUUGUUAUUGUGGAGUUUGUUCUUAGAAUUUAAAUACACAAAAUUAUUACGCGGAA